AUGAUUUACGUCAAAAAGAUGAUUGGAUCUAUAAGCAGUGCUUUUAAACGAGAAAUCAGGAUUUCAAACCCGGGAAGCUUACGUCGUUACUCCAAUGCUAUUAGUGUUCAACAGUGGUGUCAAUUCGAUUAUUUUUUUGAGUCUAAACAAGGACAUAAUUGUGGCAGCUCGCAAGCUGCUCCAGAAGAACACCGUGGUACAUAUAAUUACCCUUACCUGACUUUUCCUAAUUUUAAACGGCAUGUGUCAGAGACCGGCGAAAUCAUUGUUGACUUCUUUAGCCUUACUUCCACUUUAUGCCAGAAUAAUUUUCUCCUGCAAUCCAGAACAAUUCCACACACAAUUCAACACAAGUAUACCGAUUAUAUGAGUCCUUAA
Molecule: messenger RNA, 378 nt
Organism: Cylicocyclus nassatus
Lineage: Eukaryota; Metazoa; Nematoda; Chromadorea; Rhabditida; Strongylidae
Source: the annotation of a GenBank genome assembly